Messenger RNA from Chrysochloris asiatica (Cape golden mole), 825 nucleotides. RefSeq lists its product as uncharacterized. The transcript is spliced from 5 exons. Lineage: Eukaryota; Metazoa; Chordata; Mammalia; Afrosoricida; Chrysochloridae. The record is from RefSeq and is a predicted model, not a curated record. Gene Ontology annotation, molecular function: acetylcholine receptor inhibitor activity. The coding region runs from base 1 to 825 and encodes 274 amino acids.
AUGGUCUGGAGCUGGGCCUCGCUGCCCCUGCUGCUCCUGACAACUUGGAGCUCGGGUCAUGGUGAGCAGGCCUUCAAAUGCUACACCUGUGAGAAGCCGGUGUCGAUUUUCUCAUGCAAGAGUGUUGUUUACUGCAAGCCAAAAGACACAGCCUGCAAGACCACCCUGAUAACCGUGGAGUCAGAAUACCCCUUCAAUGGGAAGCCCGUUGUGACCGGCUCUUGCUCCACCUCAUGUGAGGCCACAGACCCCGACAGCAUCGGUGCCGCCCAGCCUGUCUUCUGUUGUUUCCACGACUUGUGUAAUGCUGCUGGAGCGAUCCCGCGCGACACCUGGUCACGCUGGACAGCAGGCCGGGGGUCGCGCUCCCUUCCUGACAAGGCCUCAGAUGGCCCCCUGCCACUCCCAGAACUUUCAGACAAUGAAGAGGAAAGGCAUCUCAAACUAGAUCCCAAGAUUUCAGAGCAGGGAACAUUCACCCUCAGUCUCCCCUCAGACCCUGGGGGGCUGGGAAGCAUGUCCUUCCAGGGUUUGGUUCUGGACCUGCCUAAGGGGUUCUCGGGUGUUGGUGAGGUGGUGUGUCUGUGGCUACAUGUCCACGACCUCGCUCUACCCAACAAGGGCCCCACUGCUUCCUCAUUCAAGACAGCUGGCAAGAGAAGCCUGCCUGAAGUGGAGGAGGCAGUGCUGGUGGGCCGCCCACUCCAGGGGUGCUGGCCUCCUCACAUCCUUCCCCCUAACCUGCCCAGGCCUCCAGUUACCACCCUGGACUUGUCCUCCUCACUAUCCCCAAUUAGGUCAGAAGCCCCUGCCAGGACCCCAUGA